Molecule: messenger RNA, 1570 nt
Organism: Paecilomyces variotii
Lineage: Eukaryota; Fungi; Ascomycota; Eurotiomycetes; Eurotiales; Thermoascaceae
Exons: 1
Coding region: 488-1438 (316 amino acids)
Source: RefSeq, a predicted model, not a curated record
UCAGCAUACACGAGAACUCUUCAUCCAACACUUAGUGCUCUCGUUCAGUUUUGAUUCUAUACCGUUAUAUAUAAGACUCUUCGGUCCUACAGCGAAGACAGGCUCUUGUGAAGCGCAGUUCGCCCGAUAGUGGGGAUUUGGGAUUCGGGAGCAGCUGCGACAUCACCCAUUAAGAUCUUGUCUCUACAACGGGGCCUGGGAGGAUACUUGGCUUUGCAGAUCUUGGGACACUGAUAUAAAAUCCUCGUCCAUUGCAUGAUUGACCCAAUGUGAUGCCAAGAUAGCCCAGAUCGGACUCCAUGCGAGUGCCGGAGCAAGUCCGAUGAUGUUGAUAUCUCAGCUCCAUAUCGGCGAAAGCUUAGGAGAGGAGCAACAAUCAAAAGGAGGGGCAUUUGGGAUCACUACAUAAUGUCAAUGCAGGUACGACUGUGAAAUUGGCAACAGAGGAAGUCUUAACUGUGGUCAAUUUCAAUUCAAACAACCCAAUAUGCAUAUUCUAAUCACCGGCGCGGCUGGCUUUAUCGGCCAGCUCUUGGCCAGAGAGCUCCUGAAUGAGGAAUCCUACAAGGUCACUCUGACCGACAUCAACGAACCACCGAUUCCUAAGGGCGUCAAAUACCCUCAGAAUGCCCGAAUUAUCAAGGCUGACCUCUUGAGUGGCGCGGACACGGUAGUUGACAAGUCGCUGGAUGCGGUAUACGCUUUCCACGGAAUCAUGUCCUCUGGAUCAGAAGCCAACUUCGAUCUGGGGUUACGCGUUAAUAUCGACGCGACUCGCAGCUUGCUGGAUGAGCUGCGCAAGACGGCCCCUGGAGUGCGGGUUAUCUACUCAUCAAGUCAGGCCGUCUACGGCCAGCCACUACCCGAAGUGGUCGAUGACAGCGUUACUCCUACCCCCCAGUCCUCAUACGGCGCAGAGAAGCUCAUCUGCGAGGCUCUCAUCAACGAAUACACGAGGCGAGGCUUCAUUACUGGCUUCACACUCCGAUUUCCAACCAUCUCAGUUCGCCCAGGUGCCCCUACAGCAGCAGCUUCAUCAUUCCUCUCCGGUAUGAUCCGCGAGCCUCUAAAUGGACAAGAGUCGGUUAUCCCACUCAAAGACCGCUCCUUCAAAUCAUGGCUCUGCUCCCCGAAGACCCUCGUUCACAAUCUCCUCUUCACCCUCACGCUGCCGGCAGACUCGCUUCCCCCGCACAUCCGACAGCUCAACGUCCCCGGCAUCUGCGUCACGAUCCAGGAAAUGAUGGACGCGUUGGAGAAGGUUGGCGGGAAGGAUAAAUUGGCCCUGCUGAAGGAGGAAGAAGAUGCUAGUCUCAAAGCGAUCCUGCACUCAUGGCCCACCAAGUUCGAUAACAGCCAGACUAUCAAACUUGGGUUCAAGCGGGAUUCUUCGUUCGAACAGGCGGUUAUUGAUUAUAAAGAUAGUUUGGAGCAAUAGGUAUUCUAUAGAACACGAAUAUAGACUGUGGAUUUCAUAGAACAUCUCAUGCUGUAGGAUAUAUGCUUAAAGACUUCUGUCAUCUUUCAGGGACACAGAAUGGAAAAGAUCAACCAGUAGAAAGAAUGUGCU